This is a messenger RNA of Rotaria sordida, 2091 nucleotides long. The record is from the annotation of a GenBank genome assembly. NCBI's taxonomy places the organism in Eukaryota, Metazoa, Rotifera, Eurotatoria, Philodinida, Philodinidae.
GUAACUACUGCGGCUGAAUCAGCGCUGUUUCAGCGCUGAAUCGGCGACGAAAAGAAAAUAUUCUUAAGAAAAGACUGGUAAGUACUCCACCUGAAUGAGCACUGUUGCAGCGCUGAAUCAACCAAGAAAGAAAAGACUUUUGAGAUAGGAUUGGUAACUGCUGCGGCUGAAUCAGCCAAGAAAAAAUCUCCUGAAUGCGAGUACUUGAGGACGAGUUUGUCUGUAUCAGCGCUGAAACAGGGCUGAAUCAGUCGUUGAAAAGUAACUCAACUUCGAACACGGAUGAGAGCAUCGGUUUUCUGAUGGGAGCGUCUGUAAUAAUUUGAGGAUAUUAUUUUUUGCAACGAAAAAUUGUAAAAGAAUGAGUCUUUCCUGUUUCAGAUUGAUUUUUGCAUUAAAAAAUUCUAAUCAGUAUGAAGGAUUCUCAUCGUGAAAUUCCACAUCUGAAGGUGUUUUUGGUAUAACUUCAGUACAAAAUGAAUUAAUCGUGCUUAUAUGAAGAUUAAACUUGAAGUUGUUUUUAAAUUUAUUAUUAUAUUAAUAAAGUUUUUAACAUAUUGCUCGAUAUCGAUCAAAGAUUUUGUAAUUGUUUUAAUGUUAACAAGUGCAUUAAAUUCUAGCAACGAUUUAAGAACAAGAAACAGAUUAUUUAACAUUCUUUAUAGUAUACAAAAACCAGUGAUCUGUUUCUUAUUUAAUAAAACAUGGUGUUUUAUUUGGCCGUAUUAUUGUAUUCAUAUCUUGCAGCGAUAAAAAAUGUGCAGUUGUUAAACGAAAUUCUAUUACAAAACGUUUUGCUGAUUAUUUUGCGGCAUCAAGUUAUUAUAAUCUUCUUCUUGAUCCUAUUGAUGCUUUUUUUUGUUUUGGACAAACUAUCUGUUCAAUUCGAUAUAGUUGAUGUUGAAAAUUCAAUGGAUAUGUGUAUUGUUGUAGAAGAAGAGAACUCUCUAAUUGUUUCUCCGCUCUCAGUUUAUCAUGCACACGAUUGAAUGUGAAUAAAUGAAGGUUUUUAUCAACUUUAAUAUAUGUAAACGUUUUACUGCCUAGAUUUAUAACACAUUAUAAAAAUUCUAUCAUUUGAGUAUGUUGCCAAAAUAAUAUCGUAAUAGUAAUGCUUUGAAUGGAAGGAAUAUAUACAGAGGGAUAGGACUGUAUUCACUGAAAUUUAAAUGUUUCAUUACUUUUCGAUUUUCAUUCGUCAGUAAUUAGUAUCUUUUCGCAACUUGAAUGUCUUAAGUGGAUAUUUGUAUUAGAAAAUUCCUCGCAUUAUUACCAGUCCUUGUUUGAAUGUUUUAGAGCAUCAAAUAUUGAAAUGACAACACAGCGAGAAAAACGAGUUAGUUGACCCGCAAAAUAUUCUGGCCAAGUGAUAAUUUCACUCGUUGUACUCAUUAUUUGUUAUAUUUUCAUCCGACUGAUUCCUACGGGAUCGCUUUAUCUAGUAGUAUAAGCAACAUCACGAGUAAUACAGCAACAGUGAAUAUUCGAGGUAAAAAGAUCUUGGCUACUAGAAUUACUUCAGGUGACGGUUAAAAUCUAUUUGAGAUUCUUUUCAUGUGUAUAAUGCUGUUGUUUUAUCUUUUAGGAACAUUAGCUGUAUGUGAAAGUGAACAAAGAAAAGGAACUCGCGAAUCGCAACAAAGUUCUUGUGAUGGUCAAGAUGAUGAUUCACACGAUAGUGAAAGCGAAGGUAUUGAUUUGUCUCCAUGUUCUAAUCAUGAUCGUGCAAUCGCCACAUUUCCUUUACCAAAUCGUCAACGAAUAGCACUUACAACGAAUAAUGUUCGCUCGUUAUCAGAUCCUGACAGUCCAGGCUUAGUUACACAUAGUGAUAAUGAUGAUGAUGAAGAGGUUAAUCCACCACCUGAUCAAUAUUCUUCUUUAAUUAACUCAUCUUGUGUUGAUACUAAAUCGACGAUCAAUAAACGAAAACGAAAACAAACUCGAACACCAAGUAAUGCUUCUAAACGACAACGAAACGAUGAUGUUAAUAAUCACAGCAAAAAUAAUGCACAAGCCAAUGUGGUUGCUGAUCCAGUUAUAAUUCAAGAAUAUAAUACAAAAGGUAAGCAACAUCCUAGUUUUGUAUAA